This is a messenger RNA of Cariama cristata (Red-legged seriema), 377 nucleotides long. Its product is annotated as signal-regulatory protein beta-2-like. Gene Ontology annotation, cellular component: plasma membrane. The annotation marks the transcript as partial. The transcript is spliced from 3 exons. The record is from RefSeq and is a predicted model, not a curated record. Lineage: Eukaryota; Metazoa; Chordata; Aves; Cariamiformes; Cariamidae.
GUGCGGAUGCCCAGGCGGGUCAGGGCUUCGAGCUGCGGCAGCCCCAGGACAAGGUGUCGGUGGCAGCGGGGGAGACGCUCACCCUCAUCUGCACCAUGUCUGGAAACGGUCCCGCUGGUGGCGUGAAGUGGCUGAAGGGCUGGGGCAGUGGGAACGAGACCGGUUAUGAUCAGAAGGCAGCGAAGUCCGGGAUGCAGAGACCUCACAUCUGCCCAGCAAGCGUUCACCAUUUGUGUGCACUCCUGCAGCAAAGCAGCAAGGAGGACAACGAGAUCCACUAUGCCGAUCUCCAGCCCCUGCCCACGGCCCCACGGCACGGCAGGAGCCCCGGCGCAGCCUGCUCCGAGUACGCCAGCGUCAGAGUAGCUGCCAAGUGA